Mercurialis annua (annual mercury) is the source of this 948-nucleotide messenger RNA. RefSeq names its product ras-related protein RABC2a-like. The transcript has 6 exons. The record is from RefSeq and is a predicted model, not a curated record. The coding region runs from base 66 to 731 and encodes 221 amino acids. Gene Ontology annotation, molecular function: GTP binding; GTPase activity. NCBI's taxonomy places the organism in Eukaryota, Viridiplantae, Streptophyta, Magnoliopsida, Malpighiales, Euphorbiaceae.
GAGCAUCACAUUAUCCAUCGGAGAGUUCGACUAUCGGCAUCUAAAGAAACUAAAGACAAACAAAGAUGAGCGACUACGAUCACCCCUUCAAGAUUGUGUUAAUUGGUGAUCAAGGUGUGGGAAAGAGCAGUCUCCUUGUCAGUUUCGUUUCUGGCGCUGUCACCGAUCUUCCUAGCACAAUCGGCACCGAUAUUAAGAUAAAGCAGAUAACAGUGGGUGGGAAGAGACUGAAACUUACAUUUUGGGACACUGCUGGACAAGAAAGGUUCAGAACAUUAACAAGCUCUUACUAUAGAGAUGCUCAUGGGAUCAUUCUUGUUUAUGAUGUGACACGAAAACAAUCAUUUACGAACUUAGCAAACUUAUGGAUAAAAGAAGUUGAUCUCUACUCUACAAACAUUGGCUGUAUCAAGAUGCUCGUUGGAAAUAAAGUUGAUAAAGAGUCGGAAAGGGCAGUGAGCAGAGAAGAGGGAAUGGAUCUGGCGAAACAGCUCGGAUUUCUGUUUGUUGAAUCUAGUGCUAAAACUAGAGAAAAUGUGGAGAAAUGCUUUGAUGAUUUAGCACUGAAGAUACUGGAGGAAUCUGAGAAGAAACGACAGGAGGAACUGAAGCAGAAACAUUCUGAAUCAGAACCCAAAUCAGAAAACAUUAAGCUUCCUGGGAAAUCUAAGGAGACUCCACAACCUUACACAGGACCACCAAGUGGGGGUGGCGCUUGCUGCAAUACUUAGUCCUUAUAUAAGUGCACCGCAGAGAAUUUCUUAUCUGCGGGUCUAUAAUUUAUUAUGGUCUGAAGAUGUUAGAAAAUGAUAAAUAAGAACGAAAUAAAUAAAUAAAUUCUUAACAUCUCAUUGGUUUGGAUCCAUAAAAAAAAUGGAUCCCGUCUAGGCAAGAAUGUCUCGUGUACCAUAACUAAAUUGGCUUAGCAACUGCCUUUGCCUUUUUUUU